AACGACACCCUUCCUAUCUGCACUUUGCAGGUCGGCACAAAUAAGCCAACGAUGCGCCGGACACGCGCACCUGACAGAUCGGUGUCUUACAUUCUCAUAACGCUUUACAUUGUCAACAGCUCUUACCGAAGAUAACGGAAAGAGAACACGGAGCCUCUGAUGCAUCCUCCUUUGGUUAAGUUUGCUGUCGUGCAAUUAGAAGGGAACUGCUUUGCUUCACAAUUACACGCGCUAAUCGGCUUUUAAAGAGCGCUGCCGAGCUUCACCCUGCUAGUCAGCAUCCCCAUCUCGACGUGCGGCUUUAGCUGAUGCAGACCUGCUUAACUGGGUAAUGUCAAGGACACCAGAGGAAGCGUAUAAAGAGAAAAGCAAGCGGUCGGAAUCUGGAGUUGUGUGAUUAUAAUUAUUUGAAAAAGGCAAGCAUACACGUCCAUCGGAAUCGUCGUAGCCUAGCUAUUUGUAGCGGCUGGUUGUGCCAUCUAGAGUUCGGUGGGAGAGCACUGCAGCCCCUCUGAUCGCCACAAACCCGCACGUCUGCUCUCUUUUUUCGUCGGAGACAAACCGAUUAGUGUGCUCGUCCUGCAGUAAUGAACUCGGAGACGAAGGCUUUCGACAAGAGCGCAGUGCUCGGUCGGGUGCAAGGACCGCAACGUUUACAGUCUAACGCGCAACGCAGCCAUUAGGAGACACCUGCCGUUUGAGGGCAUCAACGGGAAGGAAAUUCUAUACUUUUCUUUUUUGGAAAUAUCUGAAUUUUCAUCUUGAAGUUGCUGUUUUCCUCUCAUUGGAUAACCUUUUUCUUUUCAUACUUUCGUUGGUCUACUGAUGGAAUAUAUGCGAAUUGUGAAUGUGUGCAAAACUGGGAGAGAACUACAGAAUUAAAAUUGUUUUCUGCCAGCGGUAGCUUAACUGUUGUUUUUAUGUCUCCUCACUCCACUUCUGCUUCUGCUGUUGUUAUUCGUUUGCUUGGAUGAUUCCAGUUGGCUUGAAGCGAGUUUAAAUCUUGGAGAGGGGAAAAGUUCAUUUAAAAGAAAGGGAUCUACAUAAAUAACACUGGAGUACCAGACAACUGCUUUUUGUUGCAAUUUAGAUGUCUUACCGCGGGUUAAAUUAUCACAAGCAAAGGAAUGGCUGGGAUUAAAAAUAAGCAAAAGUGUAACAGAGGAGGCCCAGUUUGCUGUCACUCUUGCCCAUUGAGUGAAUCUAUGAAAAAGGAUGGACUUCAAUGAUACUCAAACAGAAUUCAUCAAACAGUAUUUAUAACGAAGACGAUCACAUAAGGUGAUGUUGCAGUGCAGGUUUCUUCUGCCAGAAAGUGCAAUUUAUUGAUUUCAAAGAUUGCUAGCUUCAGACAGGACAGGCUGAUCUAAUGAAGUGGAGCAAUAGAACAACCCACCAUAGGAAGAGAAGUGAGAAAGCAUCACGUUUCAAGCAGAGACGUUGGAUACAGAAAUAAAUUUUUGCCCUAGCGCUGAAGGAUCCCAAGUUUUAGUGAGAAGGUAUAGUGAGAAGGACUACAGCACUAUAGGAGAGAAAUUUAUCCCAGACACUUUUUACUCUCUUCCUCAGUCUUCUGAUACUUUCUCUGACACGGCCUAUAAGAUGGUGUAUUUCUGAGUCAAUGUCUGCUUUGGAGGAGAGAAAGCUGUCAAGACAAACCCGACCCACGGCAAAGUCAAUAACACUGGAGCAGUUAUUGAAAAAGGAAACUUACUUCAGUUAAAUGGAGGUGAUAAUUAAGCUGUGAUUCUGUUUAGGAGCUAUGUGAGCAGUCUGAAAUUAACAGCUGUCCACUUUUACGGCCAGAAACAGAAAGUCCAAACCAGGAGACAGCGUGACGGUGGCCCUAUGGCAGAAUUCUGCUCUAAAUAGAUCGUGAUUGACACCUUCGACAUUCCAGCUCACAAAGUUCACUGGUCAGAGAGACACUGUUUCUGAUGUUUUGAGGACAUUUUGUAAACAUACGUAAAGGUCCCACUGCAUGAUUUAACAUGGACAAAGCGCUCUGCAGCCUCCUGAUUCUUGGAACCACAGCAAUGAUGGUCUACGCAUGCCCAAAAUACUGUGUAUGCCAGAACUUGUCUGAAUCAUUAGGAACCCUCUGUCCUUCAAAGGGCCUUCUCUUUGUGCCUUUUGACAUUGACCGUAGGACUGUAGAGCUUCGCUUGGGGGGCAACUACAUUAUUCGAAUCACCCAACAAGAUUUUGCCAACAUGACGGGAUUAGUGGACUUAACAUUAUCCCGAAAUACUAUUAGCUCAAUACAGCCAUUUUCUUUUAUUGACCUUGAGACUCUACGUUCACUGCAUUUGGACAGUAAUCGUUUGACAGAGCUUGGGUCAGAUGUCCUCAGGGGACUCAUCAAUAUACAGCAUCUCAUCCUUAACAAUAAUCAGCUAAGUCGUAUCUCAAAUGAAGCUUUUGACGACACUCUACUGACAAUGGAGGACCUGGACCUUUCAUAUAACAAUCUCCAAAGCGUUCCAUGGGACUCUGUCAGAAAAAUGGUUAACCUGCAUCAGCUGAGUUUGGACCACAAUCUUAUUGAUUAUAUAGCAGAAGGUACUUUCACUGACCUCCAAAAACUGGCUAGGCUGGAUUUAACGUCCAACAGACUGCAAAAACUCCCUCCUGAUCCAAUAUUUGCUCGCUCACAAAACAAUGUGGUGCUCACAACACCUUAUGCUCCACCACUGGCACUCAGUUUUGGAGGAAAUCCUUUACAUUGUAAUUGUGAGCUUCUUUGGCUUAGGAGAUUAGACAGAGAGGAUGACAUGGAAACAUGUGCAUCUCCGCCAAGUCUCAAAGGACGGUAUUUUUGGUACGUGAAGGAAGAAGAGUUUGUGUGUGAGCCUCCUCUAAUUACUCAACAUACCCAUAAACUUCUAGUGCUAGAAGGCCAGACUGCAAGUUUAAGGUGCAAAGCCAUAGGAGAUCCACCACCAGUUAUUCACUGGGUGGCACCUGAUGACAGACUAAUUGGAAACUCCUCAAGGGCUGUAGUCUAUGACAAUGGCACUUUAGAUAUUGUGAUCACAACUUCCAAGGAUUAUGGAACAUUCACUUGCAUUGCUGCCAAUGCUGCUGGGGAGUCCACAGCAUCUGUUGAACUCUCCAUCAUACAACUUCCCCAUCUCAGCAAUGGGACAAAUCGUACCUCACAACCCAAGUCAAGACUGUCGGAUAUAACCAGCUCAACAAAAAGCAGCAAAGGAGAGGCAAAAACCACACCAGAGAGAGUUGUUUCUGUAUCAGAGGUGACUUCAGUUUCAGCAUUGGUGAAAUGGGCAGUCAGUAAAUCAGCACCAAAAGUAAAAAUGUACCAGCUACAGUAUAACUGCUCUGAUGAUGAAGUUCUUAUUUACAGGAUGAUUCCUUCUGCAAGCAAAGCAUUCCUGGUGAACAAUUUGGUGUCUGGAGUUCAGUAUGAUCUUUGCGUACUUGCCAUUUGGGAUGACACAGCAACAACCCUUACUGCCACAAAUGUGGUAGGAUGUGUCCAGUUUAUCACCAGAGAGGACUACCCCCAGUGCCAGUCCCUGCAUAGCCAGUUCCUAGGGGGGACCAUGAUUCUAAUUAUAGGAGGAAUAAUUGUUGCAACUCUUCUUGUGUUCAUUGUCAUUCUUAUGGUGCGGUACAAAGUGUGUAGCAGCGCCAAUUCUGGGAAGAUCCCAAAUGUAAGCAACACCUAUUCACAAACUAAUGGGGGCCAUCAAGUUCACAAUGGGGUUUUGCCUCAGGUCAACCCUAAAGUUGUGGUGAGAGAUGAACUAAUGGAUUUUAACUGUGGCUCUAUGCAUAGCAGCAUGACCUCAUCUACAAGCUCUAUGGCCAGCAGGGAUGAUGACUACAGCGUCCACAGUAACAGGAGCACUUUAUCUAAUAAGUGGAGGCCGGUCUCCAAGCCCAGACACAAUGUUGACCACCUCUUGGGGGCUUUUGCUUCUCUUGAAUUGAGAGGCCAGAGGCAAGAGACAGAUCAUACUGAUUCAAGAAGCUCAACUCUUAAUCCUCACUCUGACAAGGAGCCCCUAUUGGGUCGUGGAGAGUCCAAGCUCAGAAGCCUUCUUAUGUUACCUCUGGAAAGCAAGCCCAAGAGGAGCCAUUCCUUUGAUAUGGGGGAUUUUUCUACAACUCAGUGCUGCAGCUAUCCCAAAAAGAUCACCAACAUCUGGACUAAACGGAGCCUUUCUGUCAAUGGAAUGUUGUUGCAGUAUGAUGAAGGUGAUCUAGAAGGCAGCAAAGGAAACUAUGGGAGCUCGGAAUGGGUCAUGGAAAGCACAGUUUAAACUCAAUCAGUAUAUAAUAAACCUGAAAACGUUAUGUGCAGUCCAUAAUGGCAUCUUUUAAGUCCCAACAUUCUAUGACUUUCUUUCCCAGGGUGCUGCAUUAAUAAAUGUGCAAACAUUUUCACAUAGUGUGGCACUGCAGCUACAGGCUUGAAGAUACCUGUGAAAAAGUUAAAGAGCACCUUGGGUAACAUUUAAAACAUGUUGUACACGGAUAAAAUAUUUUAAACAGCCAAUUGUUUAGGAGUCAGAUCAUAUUUACAUGAAAAGAAAAUGACACCGGAGCUCUUUCUUCAGACCAUUUAGUGGAACAGGGUUAUAGACUGCUGGGUAAUGCAAAAUCCUGCAUUUGGGAAGAAAUGUAUAGCAUUUGGAAUGCAGUUUUAACUAUUGAAUGGUAAUAAAUAAAGAAUAGGAGCUAAGGUUACAACAAAAUUUGUAACUUGGUAACUUUUAUAGUUUUAAAGAUAAGAGUAUUUAUUACUUGCCUGCAAAUGAACAUGACUGAACAAACAAACUGUUUUAUAGUGAACUUAAAAAAAAAUGUUUUCAUUUGCUUCAGCCAGUAAAAAGAACUGUGCUCAGUCUGAGUAUUUCUUUAAACUGGUCAAGGAAUAACCCAUACAACGGGAUCUGACAUCUGGGGGGAGUUGGGAUGACACCCUUUUUAAUGUGUGCUUCGGUAAGACAUUGACGUCCACCUCUUUCCCGUUGCAAAUUAUUUAAUGGGGUAAUUGCAUUUUGUAACAAUCAUAUCUGAAGUUCAUUCCAACUUGCAUUAGAUAAUGCAAUGAAUGUGUGGGGUGGGGAGGGGAUGUUGUCAUCUAGAGUACUGGGGGCCUAUGGUUUGUCCAGAAAUGCAUCUAUAUUUCAACCCAGAACACCAAUGUUUGUGUUACAGAGAUGGUCACCAGCCCAAUCCACUUAAUCAGUGUGAAAAUCCUAUGUCCAAUGAAAUUCACCCAAUAAAUCAUUAACAGUAUUAAAUAGUCCCAUAAAAUAAAUACAUGGAUUUAAAUUACAGAAUUACAUUUUUAUAAGACCCUUUUGACAGUGUUAUUUCUGGGACAAAUUAGGUGCAAGUAUGAAUCCUGAUUCUACGUCUAUUAAAAAAAGAAGAAAACAACAAACAUUUUUGCUAUGAAAAUGUAUUUUUUAUGUUUUAAUUUUAUUUCUUUGGUGUACCUCCCCUCUGUAUAUUGCACAUUUUGUACAAUAACUUUGUGAGUACCAAUGAUGAAAAUGUGUAUUUUGUUAAUGGGAGAGUGGUGGAGGCAAAAUCUUUACUGUUUCUUGAAUGUGUAUUUGAGCUCUCAUACUCACAUUUCUUGUUUGAGUUGUAGAAAAUGUUUCUGUGGUCUUUUCCUUUUUUUUGGUACAAAAAUGAUAAAAUUCAAGACUUCUUAAA
Messenger RNA from Polypterus senegalus (gray bichir), 5697 nucleotides. RefSeq names its product leucine-rich repeat and fibronectin type-III domain-containing protein 2-like. Gene Ontology annotation, molecular function: protein binding. The transcript has 10 exons. The coding region runs from base 1992 to 4289 and encodes 765 amino acids. Gene Ontology annotation, cellular component: cell surface; postsynaptic density membrane. The record is from RefSeq and is a predicted model, not a curated record. NCBI's taxonomy places the organism in Eukaryota, Metazoa, Chordata, Cladistia, Polypteriformes, Polypteridae.